AGUGCCACAACUACCAUGACCUUCGAAACAUGGAAAACUGGAAGCAGAAGGAUAAAGAAACAAUAUUCCUGCGCCUCACUGGGUACAUUUCCUCAUAUACAGAGGAGCCAAAGAACAGGGAGAUUGUGUGGACGAGAGGAAAAGAGGAGGAGAGAAAAAAGGCAGAGGGACACUGAGUAAAAAAACGACAGGAAACCAAAUAAUUCUGGUGCUGUUUUCUGCAAAUCCUCCUGAGAUAAAUCACUUCAGAGGACUGCCAUUCCCAAUCCACAUUUUACAAUUAUAACUGACAAGGGGUUUUCCCAUACAUUUUUGUAAGAUUGAUUGGAAAUGUAUAAAGCACUAAAACUCUGACAGAAAAGUGACGUCUGCUUCGUUCUUCUCUCAAGGACUUUUCAGUCUCCCACACAUUUAGUGUGGUUGGUCAAGAUGUGAGCGGCUGAAUCCUUUUUGGGAGGUUUGUAUGGUUUUUACUUCUGGGCUACAUCUCACCACUUUCCCAGGGUCUGUUGGAUCAAUGGUUGUGUAUUUGAGGAUUUGUUAGUUCUGAACUCCUGGACUACUCAACUGGAUCCAGAUGAAGAAUAAAGGAACCAAGCAGAGGUCCAAAAAGAAAAGAUGUGAGAAUGCAUUCGGCUGUGACUUGACAGAACAUCUACACAAUUCAGGACAAGACGUUCCCCAAGUUUUAAAGACGUGUGCAGAGUUCAUUGAGAAACAUGGCGUUGUGGAUGGGAUAUACAGACUCUCAGGGGUCACCUCCAAUAUCCAGCGACUCAGACAGGAAUUUUGCACUGAGUUGUGCCCUGACCUCACAAAGGACAUGUACCUCCAGGAUAUCCACUGUGUGGGCUCCUUAUGCAAGCUGUACUUCAGGGAGCUACCCAAUCCUCUACUCACUUAUGAGCUUUACAAGAAAUUCACUGAAGCCGUCUCAGUCCAGGAGGAUCAUGAACGAUUACAGCAUAUUCAGGAUGUCAUUAAAGAGCUACCACUCCCCCACUUCAGGACUCUGGAAUAUCUUACCAAACAUUUGGCCCACCUGGCCACCUUAAGCCCCCAGACUAACAUGCACAGCCGCAACCUGGCCUUGGUGUGGGCUCCAAAUCUGUUGCGCUCUAAAGAUAUUGAAGUUGCAUCCUGCAAUGGGGACAUGGCUUUCCUGGAGGUGCGGGUACAGCAGUCCGUGGUUGAGUUCAUUUUAAAUCACACUGAGCAGAUCUUCAACCAUGCAGCUGCACCAAUAAAACCUAAAGGACCCGGUUUGAUGUGCGGGGAGAAGUAUGCCACUUUGCCUAUCAGUGGUCAGGGUGGUCCAAUGAAGCUGAUGAGCCUGGAAGAGGCCCAGGCCCGCUCCCUGAGCCCUAACCACCCAGCACGGAAAGAACGACAACGGGAGAACAGUCUACCAGAUACCAGCACUGCCACCCUGUACCAUACCGUCAUAGACAUAUCGGAUACCAAAAGAAAGCUUUCUGGGAAAUCCAAAACGUGGAAGUCCAUCUUCAACUUGGGCAAGUCUGUGACAGACUCUAAGGGGAAACUGAGCCGGAAUGGGAGUGUGUUCUUGAGAGCACAGAACAUCACAGAAAAGGCAGCUAUCCGACCAGCUAGAAGCAUGGACUCUUUGUGCUCUCUGCCAACAGAUGAUGACAAGCCAGGAAAUUUCAACUCAGCAGGCGAGGCCAACGGUUUCUUUGCACCAGGCAUAAAAUCCAGAACACUUGGAUCUGACUCGCUCUAUGACCUCAGUGAACACCAGAGGUGGGAGUUUGAGAUUAAGAAAUCGAGCGAGGCCACAGGUGGCAGCAGCCCUAACAUGAAGAGAAGGGGCUCUCUAAGUGUCUCACCACCCCAAAAGAAGUCUCUACCUGAACAACUGAAGGUUUUCAAAGGCGAUGACCUCAGCAGCUGCCAGCCCACCUCUCCUAAAAACAGGAGGAUGCUGUAUUCUGGCUCCACCCACAGCAGCACAUCCAGGCCCUCCUUCCCAGGAAGCCUCUUCCCUGAGUCCUCCCCUAGGCAUCAGCGCAAGGCUCUCAACAUAUCAGAGCCCUUUGCUGUGUCCGUGCCCUUGAGGGUGUCUGCAGUCAUCAGCUCCAACAGCACCCCCUGCAGGGCAACAGGGAAAGAGAGGCCUGCUGCAGCUGCCCUGAAACCCAGCAGAGAAACCUCCCAGUCAGACCAGAGUGAUAGCAGCGGCAGCUCAAGUUUCAGAGAGCACCCCCUUGUAGAGAGCAGUGUGGGGAGUGAGAGCAGUAUUUACAGUAACAGCAGCUCAACCCCUCUGGAAAAGGAGGCGAGACCAGCAGAGGAGAGGAGCAGAGAGGAGGCAGCUUCCGAAAGUGUGCCAGAAGUUUCAGGAAGUGAAGGAGAGGUGAAAGAGGUUCAAGGGAAGGUGGAAGUAUCUGACCUGAGACAGUCUUCCACUCCCAACACAAGAGAGGAAGAUAAAGAGAAACAGCAAUCUCCUGGGAAUCAACUGGACAGCCCACCAGCACCGCAGCUUGAGACAAAAGAACUGACACAACUGGAUAUGGGAUCUCUACCUAUCAAGGAAGAACUGUGGUGUGAACUCCAUCUUGAGCUGAAAAUCACUGAGCCUGAGCUUGACAUUAUGGAAGAGGAGUUUAUGCCUGUCGUUUGUUCCACCAAGAACACUCGUGAGGAUGUUAAGGCAAAAAGAAGAACCAGUCUUCCAACUCACUCGUUAUUAUACAAGGGACAGCCUUUGAUGCCCACCAGGCCUGCAUUGACUGAUCAAAGUGCUUCUACAGUAGCACAUUCAGCAAGAAAGAACUCCUCAGGCACACUAUUUCCGUUUGACAAAACAUUACAUUUCAUGGUUGGCACAGAUAUGAAAAAUACACCUCUACAUGCUGCUGAUUCAACAGAUAAAACAAAAAACAAACCCCACAUUUCCCCAACAUCUAAGCACACAGAAACCGAUAAACCCAUCAGCAUCAAGCCACGACUUGUGGUUCCUCACCUCGCAGAGCCAAGUUUACAUUCUACUCAACAAAGUCAGGUCAUAAACCAUUUGCAGCCAGGGGAUGACAUAACAUACAUAGGCAUGUCUGUAGUAGAGAAAGGAAAAGAGCCAUCAUGGAAAAGUAAAAAUCAAGAUUGGGUCAAAGGGCUUUUCCAUGAUGAUGGAAAGAAUGCUUUGUCAGUUGUCAUGGGAGGCAUUGAGAGGCUUUCAAUAUGUUUGGAGGAAAGACCCCACACCAUGGGGCUAGCACACCAAAAUGAUGAGGAUGGAUGUGGAGGACACUCCGAAUUGGAGGACUUGGAGGAGGAACCUUGGGAGGAGGUCUUCAGCUCCACCAAACAGUGGGUAACCAGUCCUCUUCAUUCACCCACAUUUAAGGAUUUGUUUGGAAAACUAGAUGUGUCAUCGUCUUGUUCUGCGGAAGAAGGUUUGAGCUCCAAAGAUCUAAACGUUCCUCCUCAAUCUAGAGAAGACAAACCAACAAAUGGAUCAUGUCCCGUUAGGAGCAUAGAAGUAUUCCCAGGAAAUAGCUCUCUAGCAUGCAGCGGCAAAACAGAGACUAAAAUCACACAUCCACUUCCGUUACCCGCCAAAACCACCAUGCUCGGUGAUGAAGCAACGAGACCACACAGAGAGAACAGCUGCAUAGCCAAGCAGAAAAACACCACCUCCUCCCAGAGAUUCCACAGACAGACGUCUUAUGAAGCAUGUUAUUCAGAAAAAACUGUGCAGGACAGUUUUUCCAAACACAGACCCUAUUCACUCAAUUUGGAUUUAGGACUUCGAUGCAUCAGAGACAUUUCCAAUCAGCAAAACCUGGAGUCAGCUGAGUUGUCCUCCAUUCAGAGAGGGGCAGUGACCCCGUCUGGGACCAAAUCCAACGGCCUGUCCCAGGAACUGGAGCGGUUCCUGAGCGAUCGUCAGGCCCCUGUGCGCCGGAACUCCGCCCCCGUCAGUGUGUCGUCUGUCAGGACGGCCUUCAUGAUAAAGACUUGCCAGGCCAAAGCCGUGCCUGUCAUCCCCCCAAAGGUGCAGUACAGCCACAUACCUCAUCCCACGAACAAUGAUGCAGGAAAUGAAGCAGAGAAAGAACUCACAAAAACCAGGGGAGAGAAACUAGAUACUGUACCUCUUCUUCCAUCUAUCAGGGAUCUAAAGGAGGAGUUGGAGAAUAAGGAGCCAGCCCCCAAAUCCCAAAUAAGGCAGUCUAUUGCAGAGAAAUCUACAGAGACUAAUAAAACCACACCUAUUUCAGACCCACCGGUGCUGAGGAGGAAACGCUCCUCCAAUGCAGAGGCCUUUGCUGACUGUCCAAGACCUGAACGGUCUACUGUUUUACAAAGACCGUCCUUUAGGAACCGCCAGAGACCACAGAGCCUCAUCUUGUUCAGUCCACCCUUCCCCAUCAUGGAUUACCCACCGCUAGGGGAUGAUGGUAAGCUCCUCCUCUCGGCCAUCAGAAGUCCAACUGAAACAUCAGAACUCGAUGUCUUUUCUAAAGAGAUGGAUGAGAAUCUCAGGACCCCAGAGGGGGUGACCCUGCGGAACAAAAUGACAAUACCCAAGAGUGGACAGAGGCUGGAGACCUCAACCAGCUGCUUUUAUCAGCCACAGAGGAGGUCCAUGAUAUUUGACAACAGGAGCCACAGGCAGAUUGAAUGAGACACUGGACAGUAACCAGUUUCCUAACACUACUCUGGUUAUCCUUCUGCUCAUCCUCCCUUUUCUUGGACUUAUGUAAAUGAUUUUAGCAAUAUUGGACUUAUAAUUCUACCUUUGGGAAAUGAACCAUUUAUUUGUUUCCAAUGCUCCUACAAUCACCUCUCUGUCCUGCACUAAAAUAAGUAUUCUCGACUAGUGGUGAAGAUUUUAGUCCAAAUCAUAUGCAGUAAUGAUCAAUUAAUAUUCAAUUAAUAUAUAUAUUUUUUUAUUCAAAUGUUAGACAUGUUUGUAAUAUGCAUAUGAAGGAUAGACAGCCAAAGAAAGGAGAAUGUUACAUCGACCCAUAUUACCAUUGGUAUUUGAGAAAAUGUAUUUUACUAGUUUGCAUUGUCAUCAUUGGUAAUCACAAGAUUGCCUUUUUGCCAAAGAGAGUUGUACCUUCAGCGAUCGCUGCUUUGUUUUUAUUUCUACCUUUUUUCUUCCAUAUUUUGUGAACUGAAUAAUGACUCCAUACAGUAUGGACCCACUGACGCCCAGCUAUUGUCGCUGUGAUCAGCUUUUAUCCUGACAUAGUAUCAGGACAGUGUUUUUCCAACAUUCUAAGUAAUGAGAACAGGAGAAAGCAGCUACUUUAGUUGUAAUUGUAUUAUAGACACUAAAUGGUAUUUAUUUAUCCAAUUAUCAAUCUAUAGAUAGUCAUUAACACACUUGACCAAUUCUUUGUUGUUGUUGUUUUUAUUUGGCUUCAAUUCUAGUAGCCAGACAUUACUCCACCAAUUCUAUAUUGUGUAAUGUUACCAAUAGUUAUACUGGUAUGUGUUACCAGUGCUACCAGUGAUUUAUCAGAACUGACAUAGUUGGUGUUCUCUUAAUUGGACAGAUGGACAGAUGACAAAAGUACCUAAUGUAAAAGUGUCUGUUGUGAUGAAAACAGGCUUUCAAGAGAAAUGUUUGCUUUUUAAAGAAAAGGAUAGUGAGAGAAAUGGAUGUGCUGACACUUGUAUUUGUGUAUGAUACAAGUGCAGAUUAUAAAAGAGAGGACUCAAACACUAUUCUUUAAAUGUUUGCGAAGAGUUAAAACGAAUAUCAGAACAGGGAUGCUGGUUGUUUGCAACUGUAUUGACAUAAUACUACAUUUGUGACCUGUGCAAUUCUGUAUGGACCAAAAUUGGAUGUAUUGUGUAUAGCCAUGGAAAGAUAUGAAAAGUAAAAAUACACGUAUAGGCCUAACAUAUUUUCUAGGGAUUUGUUCAUAGAAUGAUUUGUCGUAAUGAUUUAUUUGGGGAAAAAAAGCAUGAACUGGCGUACACCCAGAGAAAAUGAUUUAGUUUAGAGGUGCUGACUAACUGCAAAUAAUCGGUAAAAUAUAAAAAUAAAGAGUCGCACACUGUAUAUAUAUAUAUAAACUCCCAGUAAUUUAUUGGGUGAAACACCAAUGUUUCGGCAUCACUGUGACUUCUUUAUUUUUACAUGUUACAGUUUAUAAUGAUUUAUUUUGACAACAUAGUCAAAAGUUUGGACACAGCUACUCAUUCAAGGGUUUUUCUUUAUUUGACUAUUUUCUACAUUGUAGAAUAAUAGUGAAAACAUCCAAAAUAUAAAAUAACACAUAUGGAAUCAUGUAGUAAUAAAAAAGUGUUAAACAAAUCAAAAUAUUUUUUUUUUGUAUUCAUUGGUUCUCUUAAUUUUGAUAACAGAGAUGAAAAUGUAUUGAAUUUAAGGUUAUUUGUUGAACAAAAAAGGUAAAUAUUUGUAUUACUUCGUUACUGGUAGCUCUGCACUGAAGUUUAUUUAAAGCUUUCUUUGUCAUCCUCAAAUCCGACUGAGUGUAGUGGAAAAUGACUCCCAAUAUCACAAAGAACUGCAGGAAAACAAAGAUCUAAUUCUCCAUGUUGCUAUUUUCAGCUUUUCCUCAGCACAUUUAAGUGGCAUUUUAAGUAACGACAUUUUACAAUAUUUGGGCCUAUUUGCUGAAAUUAAACUGAUUUUGAUUAAUGCAUACGUUGUCUCAAUGCAAGAGCAACUACAGUAACACUUGGAUUUUGUGUUACAUCCUGAAUUAAAAAUGGAUGAAAAAUAUUAUUUCUCACACAUCUACACACAAUACCCCAUAAUGACAAUGUGAAAACAUGUUUUUAGAAAUGUUUGAAAAUGUAUUGAAAAUGAAAUACAGAAAUAUCUAAUUUACACAAGUAUUCACACCCCUGAAUCAAAACUUUGUAGAAGCAUCUUUGGCGUCAAUUACAGCUGUGAGUCUUUUUGGGUGUCUCUAAGAGCUUUGCACACCAGGAUUGUACAACAUUUGUCCAUUACUCUUUUCAAAAUUAUUCAAGCUUUGUUAAAUUGAUGGUUGAUCAUUGCUAGACAACCAUUUCCAGGUCUUGCCAUAGAUUAUCAAGUCGAUUUAAGUCAAAACUGUAACUAGGCCACUCAGGAACAUGGUGUCGCCCUUGGUAAACAACUCCAGUGUAGAUUUGGCCUUGCGCUUUAGGUUAUUGUCCUGCUGAAAGGUGAAUUUGUUUCCCAGUAGACUGAACCAGGUUUAACUUCUAGGAUUUUCCUGUGCUUAUAGCUGUAUUUUGUUUAUUUUUAUCCCUAGUCCUUGUCGAUGACAAGCAUACCCAUAACAUGUUGCAGCCACCACCAUGCUUGAAAAUAUGAAGAGUGGUACUCAGUGAUGUGUUGGAUUUGCCCAAAACAACACUUUGUAUUCAGGAAUAAAAAAAUGUUUCAGUGCUUUGUUGCAAACAGAAUGCAUGUUUUGGAAUAUUCUUAUUCUGUACCGGCUUCCUUAUUUUCACUCUGUCAUUUAGGUUAGUAUUGUGGAGUAACUACAAUGUUGUUGAUCAAUCCUCAGUUUUCUCCUAUCACAGCCAAUAAACUCUGUAACUGUUUUGAAGUCACCGUUGGCCUCAUUGUGAAAUUCCAUAGUGGUUUCCUUCCUCUCCGGCAACUGAGUUAGGAAGGACACCUUUAUUUUUGUAGUGACUGGGUGUAUUGAUACACCAUCCAAAGCCUAAUUAAUAACUUCACCAUGCUCAAAGGGAUAUUCAUUGUCUGCUUAUUGGUGCCCUUCUUUGCAAGACAUUGACUAACCUCCCUGAUCUUUGUGGUUGAAAUUCACUACUUGAUUGAGGGACCUUACAGAUCAUUUGUAUGGGGUAGUUAUUAAAGAAUCAUGUUAAUUAACCACUAUUGUUGAACACGGGAUGAGUCCAUGCAACUUGUUAUUUGAUUUGUUAAGCACAUUUUUACUCCUGAACUUAUUUAUGCUUGCCAUAACAAAGGGUUGAAUACUUAUUGACUCAAGAUGUUUCAGUUGUACAUUUUAUUAAUUUAAAAAACAUUCUACAAAGAAAAUUCCACUUUGACAUUAUGUGGUAUUGUGUGUAGAUCAGUGGCACAAAAUCUCAAUUUAGUCAAUGUUAAAUUCAGGCUGUAACACAAUAAAAUGUGGAAAAAGUAAAGGGGUGUGAAUACCGUCUGAAAGCACUGUAUAUUUCUUCUGCAGUGAAGAUUUGUUUGAAUACUAUUGCAUGCAAAAAUAUAUUUUUUUAUGCCUAUGGAAGUUGAUGCAAUGCAUUUUGUACUCACUGUCCAACACAAUAUGGCGAUUCCAAACCAAGUGACUCCAGAGCAGUGUCUGAUCAAAGGACCAGCAAUGUAAUCAUAACAACCUGAAAAUAAAGAUUA
Oncorhynchus kisutch (coho salmon) is the source of this 8347-nucleotide messenger RNA. Its product is annotated as rho GTPase-activating protein 31. Gene Ontology annotation, biological process: small GTPase-mediated signal transduction. Bases 578 to 4654 code for a protein of 1358 amino acids. Lineage: Eukaryota; Metazoa; Chordata; Actinopteri; Salmoniformes; Salmonidae. Gene Ontology annotation, molecular function: GTPase activator activity. Gene Ontology annotation, cellular component: lamellipodium. The transcript has 12 exons. The record is from RefSeq and is a predicted model, not a curated record.